CAACUCCAGACAACUGACAGCCGGAGCUAAUACUUGACUAGACUGGAGCUGACCGCAGCUAACCGGAGUAAUCUCCGAGUGGCUGAGUGGUUUUCAGUAUAUUUUGGUCGCAAUCUCGCGACAUACAGUGCUGAUUUUCGGAUACACACGUUUGUGUGCAUCGUUUUAUCGCGUGCGAUCUGUUCGCACGAUUGGAGUAAUCGAGAAAUCAGUAUUGAAACAUGGUAGUGCUUAGCAAUUUUAUGCCACCACAGGAAGGCGUUCGCCAUGAGGAGCCAAAUACUACAGUUUAUAUCAAUGGCAGAGAAGUUGGAAAGGGCACAUUCUAUAUUACAGAAAGUUUACUUUCUUGGGUAGACAUCGACACGCAACGAGGAUUUUCACUUGAAUAUCCCCAUAUUUCACUACAUGCAAUUUCGCGAGAUGAACAAGUUCAUCCAAGACAGUGUCUAUACAUCAUGGUGGAUGCCAAAGUAGAUCUGCCAGAUAUGGCGUUACCUUUAUCGUCUGAAAACAGUUCAGAAAACGAAGAUGAUGAUGGUGAUACUGCUAUAACGGAAAUGCAAUUUGCACCAGACAACACAAAUAACUUAGAUUUAAUGUUUCAAGCGAUGAACACGUGCCAAGCACUUCAUCCCGAUCCACAGGAUAGCUUCUCAGAUGAGGAUAUUUAUGAGGACGCUGAGGAAGAGUACGAGGGUGAAUAUGAUGAAGAAGUAGGAGCUGGUGACGCUCCUUGUAUCCUGCAGACAGAACAAAUGGGGACCAAUCAUACAGAACCGGAGGCGGAAGAAGCCAUGGACGUUGAAGCGGGUCAAUUCGAAGAUGCGGAGGAAGAUCUGUAAGAGACGACGAAUAGACACAGACAUGCAUUUAGUGUUAAUUUAUACUAUCAAUUUCGUAUAUGUAUUUCGGUAGAUACGUGACAUUGUUAUUGCAAAACUUACGGCCGAGCUGUAUCAAACGUUAAAGCACUCCUAAACAUUUAUUUAUAUUCAUUUUGUACAUGAUGAUAAUUUCCUAGAUAAAAAUAAAUAAUUAUACAUGAA
Messenger RNA from Pseudomyrmex gracilis, 1049 nucleotides. It is a transcript of the gene icln, whose product is annotated as methylosome subunit pICln. The record is from RefSeq and is a predicted model, not a curated record. Gene Ontology annotation, biological process: spliceosomal snRNP assembly; chloride transport; mRNA cis splicing, via spliceosome. Gene Ontology annotation, cellular component: plasma membrane; spliceosomal complex; methylosome. Bases 222 to 845 code for a protein of 207 amino acids. The transcript is spliced from 6 exons. NCBI's taxonomy places the organism in Eukaryota, Metazoa, Arthropoda, Insecta, Hymenoptera, Formicidae.